Messenger RNA from Argiope bruennichi, 1395 nucleotides. RefSeq lists its product as uncharacterized. NCBI's taxonomy places the organism in Eukaryota, Metazoa, Arthropoda, Arachnida, Araneae, Araneidae. Gene Ontology annotation, biological process: DNA integration. The transcript has a single exon. The coding region runs from base 1 to 1395 and encodes 464 amino acids. Gene Ontology annotation, molecular function: nucleic acid binding. The record is from RefSeq and is a predicted model, not a curated record.
AUGAAAGCAUUGAAAAAUAUGCAAACUUUCAAAGACAAUUCCGACAUUCUUAAAGUUAGAACUAAGCUCAUACUGGGAGAUGAAGAAGAGAAUUUUAAGUGCCCUAUAUUUCUGCCAGGUAACCAUGAAAUAAUACGUCGAUUGAUACACCAGAAACAUUGUGAAUUGCAGCAUGCCGGACUUCGAACUCUCAUUUCCAAUUUGAGGGAAAAUUACUGGAUUAUUUCUGUCAAUAAAAUAGCAAAACAAGUAAGCUCUCAUUGUAUUACUUGCAAAAGAUUUAAAGCCAAACCUACGGAGCCACCUUUAGCACCUCUUCCUAAAAAUAGAAUAAAAGUUGCUGCAGCAUUUGAAGUCACAGGGAUUGAUUUGGCAGGCCCAUUGUUUUUACGUUCUGGAGAAAAGACAUGGAUUGUCCUUUUUACCUGUGCUAUUUAUAGGGCUGUUCAUCUUGAGUUAGUCAAUUCCUUGUCCACGGAAGCCUUUAUAAUGGCUUUAAGAAGAUUUUUUGCUAGGAGAGGUCGAGUUAAUAUAAUCUACACAGAUAACGGCACCAACUUCGUUGGUUCAAGUAAUGCCUUGAAAAAUCUAGAUUGGGAGAAGAUCGUGUCGUUUACCACUAUCAAGAAAAUUAAAUGGAAUUUCAACCCUCCAACUGCUGCAUGGUGGGGUGGAUGGUGGGAGCGGAUGAUUCGCAUGCUAAAAGAAAUGCUAAGGAGAAUUUUGGGCCGAAAGAGUAUUGAUUAUGAAGAAUUGGAAACUCUUAUAUGUGACUGUGAAGCUACGAUAAAUUCCAGGCCUCUCACAUAUAUUGAAGAUAAUUCAGAAGGUCUAAGGCCAUUGACACCUGCUUGUUUCUUGCAAGGCAUUCCUAGUAGUGAUACAACUGAUUUAGACGAAAUCGACAGUAAAAGCCUAAAUAGAAGAUUACGUUUUAUUCAAAAACUACGGCAUGAUUUAAGAACGAGAUUUCGCACCGAAUACUUAGCAAUGUUAGUGCAUAAAGGUCGUCACACCCGAGAUGAAUCUUUGAAUGUUGGAGACAUAAUUCUCCUUGAAACUGAUGGAAAACGCCUUCACUGGCCCUUAGGAAUUGUAACUGAAGUCCUCCCUGGAGCAGAUGGACAUUCAAGAGUCUCCAGAGUAAGAACAGCUCAAGGGGAAAAAUUAAGACCAUUCCAGAGACUUUAUUCCUUGGAAAUCAGAAGUUCUGAAAAAUUACCAUUCAUUGCUCAGCAAAAGGAUAAAGACACAAACACUCAACUUCCUGCAACUCCAGCUGUUUCAGAUCUAGAUUCCAGUGAAGAUGAUGAUUAUAUAACCAAAGCAGCAGCUCCUGAGGUUGUCACCAAAACUGGCCGGCGUAUUAAAAUUCCCAACAGACUCGAUUUAUAA